GCCGUCUUCACAACAAAACUACAUAUGUAAACGAAAUAUAAGGCGCACAGAAUGUGAAUAUAUAAUUUUUAUAUCUAAGAGUUUCGACAAUUAAAACUGGCAAAAUACCAUUGUUCAAUAGUUGUUCUAUAAACAUGGAUAUUAUAACAUAUUUUCUCAUUCAUGUAGUAAACCACCCUGUGUACAGCACAAGAGCACUCUAUUACGAUACUUUCUAUUACCACAUUACACAAUCCACAACCCACUUUCCGUAUUGUCAAAUUGACAGCAAAUUUCCUAAAUUCACCAACAUCGUUCUUUCAUUUUUCAAUCGUUGAGCCGAAUCACUCGGUUAAAGAAGUGGAAAGAUGGUCAACGGACGCAUACCGUCUGUCUUCUCGAAGACAUAUGUGACACCACGUCGUCCUUAUGAAAAAGCACGUUUGGAUCAGGAGUUAAAAAUCAUUGGUGAAUAUGGUUUGCGCAACAAGCGUGAGGUCUGGCGUGUCAAGUACGCUUUGGCUAAAAUCCGUAAAGCUGCUCGUGAGCUGUUGACUUUGGAUGAGAAAGACGAGAAGAGAUUGUUCCAAGGUAACGCUUUGUUGCGUCGUUUGGUACGUAUUGGUGUAUUGGAUGAAUCCCGCAUGAAGCUCGAUUACGUGUUGGGUUUGAAAAUUGAGGAUUUCUUGGAGCGUCGCUUGCAAACUCAAGUCUUCAAAUUGGGGUUGGCCAAGUCCAUUCAUCAUGCUCGCGUUCUCAUCCGUCAAAGACACAUUCGCGUCCGCAGACAAGUGGUAAACAUUCCAUCGUUUGUCGUGCGUUUGGACUCGCAGAAACAUAUUGAUUUCUCACUGAAAUCGCCCUUCGGUGGUGGCCGUCCAGGUCGCGUGAAGAGGAAGAACAUGAAGAAGAACCAAGGAGGCAGUGGUGCUGCUGCUGAAGAAGAGGAAGAUUAAAUUAUUCUUUAUUAAAUUACACAAAUUGUGUAUGACAACAUUUAAUAAAUAAUGUUUCACUUACUUCGAAGAAAAAA
Molecule: messenger RNA, 1012 nt
Organism: Bactrocera oleae (olive fruit fly)
Lineage: Eukaryota; Metazoa; Arthropoda; Insecta; Diptera; Tephritidae
Gene: RpS9
Product: ribosomal protein S9
Biological process (GO): translation; ribosomal small subunit biogenesis
Cellular component (GO): cytosolic small ribosomal subunit
Molecular function (GO): rRNA binding; structural constituent of ribosome
Source: RefSeq, a predicted model, not a curated record